CUCCACUCUACAGUUGUGCCGCCUCGUCUCUCUCCUCUCUGCUGCGCCCCCCUAUCGUGCGUGAGCGUGAUUCUAUCCAGGAUUCUAGGGUUCGUUCGCCUCGUCUCGCGAUGGACAAGGGCAGCGUCGUCGUGCCCCCGGCCCCUGCCGCCGCCGCCGCGAAGAAGGCCAAGCGCUUCGAGAUCAAGAAGUGGAACGCCGUCUCUCUCUGGGCCUGGGACAUCGUGGUGGACAACUGCGCCAUCUGCCGCAACCACAUCAUGGACCUUUGCAUCGAGUGCCAGGCGAACCAGGCGAGCGCCACCAGCGAGGAGUGCACCGUCGCUUGGGGAAUUUGCAACCAUGCAUUCCACUUCCACUGUAUCAGCCGUUGGCUAAAGACCCGUCAAGUGUGCCCUCUUGACAACAGUGAGUGGGAGUUCCAGAAGUAUGGUCACUAGAGAGAAUGGCUUCGGCGUGGAGUUGCUUCAUCGUUUCUCGUCGUUUAGCAGUAGUGGUUACUGAAUAGAUUCUGGUGAACAUGCUAUGGAUCUGUAACGUUUCUGAAGCUCUGCCUUACUUGAAGCUGUAGGCGAAUACUCUGGUUAUGCCAUAUUCGUCCUUCAGGGCGCUGUUCAACAGCUCUUCCUCACAUGAAGCUGUAGACGAAUUACUCACUUUGCAGAAAUUAAUUGGUAAUUGUGGGCUAUGGGCUAGAGCAAUGUUUAGCUCUCCGUUUCCCUAUAUUGGCA
This is a messenger RNA of Zea mays, 731 nucleotides long. RefSeq lists its product as uncharacterized. The coding region runs from base 111 to 440 and encodes 109 amino acids. Gene Ontology annotation, molecular function: zinc ion binding. The record is from RefSeq and is marked validated. Lineage: Eukaryota; Viridiplantae; Streptophyta; Magnoliopsida; Poales; Poaceae. The transcript is spliced from 5 exons.